CUUGUGCGUACCGGUUGGGGCGGGUCUAGUGGCUUAUCUCCGCCUUUGGACUUUUGCAGACAGUAGUUGGACUCCACAAUAAGUGCCCUUAGAAGGAAAGCUUGUCAGAUCUGGCUACGUUUUGAUGCCUAGCGUUGCGUGCCAUCUGUAUGCGCGUGGGGAAUAACAACCACAUUAUAGCCAUGGAUAUGACCUAGAAAUGAAAUGAAACAGGCAUAACCACAUGUACACUUUAAAGUCAGUAUUAAACGUGUAAUAGCAUUAGUAUCGUGGUAUGAUAAACACCCAGAAGAGACGCUGAAACGUGUACCGGAGGAAAGCGGGUUACAGCCCAGCGCAAGUGUCUCGAGACAGCGGAGGCGGACCGGAGGAGCGGAGGAGCGGAGGAGCGGAGACGCAGGACUGCACGGCGCUAUGGAGAUGUUGCGACGCUCCUCAGUAUUUGCUGCCGAAGUAUUUGACCGUUCACCCACGGAUAAAGAGCUCGUAUCCCAAGCCAAAGCGCUGUGCCGGGACUACAUCCACUCCAGACUGAACCGGGCCGGGAUUGGCUGGUCCAAACCCGAGCACGGACUGGUGGCAUCAGGUGGUUCACUUGGGGAGAUCUCCUCGGUGUUGAUAUGGCUGGGUGAUGAGCUGGAGUACCUCCGUCCAAAUGUUUACCGAAAUGUGGCUCGACAGCUCAACAUCACGGUGGCCUCCGAAAAUGUGGUUUCAGAUGCUUUCUUGGCUGUAGCUGCUGAUAUUUUCUCCACCGGAGUGACUUGGGGGAAGGUGGUCUCUUUGUAUGCUGUGGCCGGAGGAUUAGCUGUGGACUGUGUGAAACAUGGACACCCAGCAAUGGUUCACACUAUAGUGGAUUGUAUGGGGGAGUUUGUCCGCAAAAGUCUGGCCUCCUGGUUAAAGAGAAGAGGAGGCUGGGUGGAUGUUACGAAAUGUGUGGUGAAUACAGAUCCCAGUUUCCGCUCUCACUGGCUCGUUGCUGCUGCUUGUACAUGCGGACACUACCUGAAGGCCAUAGUUUUGUACCUACUCCGAGACAAGUGAAAAACACCAUUAUAUUAAGUCAUCUGGAAGGACAGACCAGUGCACUACGCUUACAGCUUUGGGAUAUGUUUACACUUCACUGCACUGACUCUUCAUCCAUGGACCAUGGUUUCUUCACAAACUAUAUCUUAUUAGUUUUAGUCUGGCCUUAAAGUAUGUGGCACAGACACACAGUGAAAAUAUUAUUUGCAUGCUUUAUAUGUUGGUUGGCACAUGUUUUACUGAAUGAUAAAACUACACAACUUCACAUCUGCAGUUAUAGAUUGUGCUGCAUCUGCAUCUUAAUAAAACAGGAAGUAAAAAGUAUUCAGUAACCCCAAUUAAAAUUACUAAAAGUAUUAAACAAGUACUUUUAACAUGGCCUACAAUAACUUCCCAUUAAUUAUAGGCAACUUUACUCACUAAGUGUCUAGAGUUCCCACUGCUGUCAAAAAGUGUGCAGUGCAAUAUUGAUGAACUGUAUUUGCUGUUAAAUUUUUAUAAGUAUGAUAAUCAUCUAUUUGAAUAGUUUCUGAUAGAAUUUAACCUGAAUACACUGAGAUGUACUAGAAAAUUGUAUGCAUUUUUGGACAUUUUACAAAUGUAAACAUUCAUAAUUCAAAAUUCGUUGUUUUGUUAUAAUGACAAUUGAUUUGAUAUUUUGUGUAAAUUUGCAUUAGGUUCAGAGACCCUGGCAGUUCCUUACCUGUCACUGUAGUACAUUUAUCAUGAUUUGUGUGUCUUUUAAAGCUCUGUUGUAAUAGCUGUGAUGCAAAUGGAUGCAUUGUAUUCUGUUUUCGAACACUCUGAUGACAUUUCAUAUACACUUUAUUCUAUGAAUAAUUUCACUUUUUAUGACCUAAAGCACUAGGAGUCCUAGUAAAAUGAGCAAAUGUCUGUCAUUUCGUACACAAAUAAUGUAAGAUUUUAAUAAAUGUUUACUACUAUA
This is a messenger RNA of Periophthalmus magnuspinnatus, 1975 nucleotides long. It is a transcript of the gene boka, whose product is annotated as BCL2 family apoptosis regulator BOK a. Gene Ontology annotation, cellular component: mitochondrial outer membrane. The record is from RefSeq and is a predicted model, not a curated record. Gene Ontology annotation, molecular function: protein homodimerization activity; protein heterodimerization activity. Bases 415 to 1047 code for a protein of 210 amino acids. The transcript has 4 exons. Gene Ontology annotation, biological process: intrinsic apoptotic signaling pathway in response to DNA damage; regulation of apoptotic process; extrinsic apoptotic signaling pathway in absence of ligand. NCBI's taxonomy places the organism in Eukaryota, Metazoa, Chordata, Actinopteri, Gobiiformes, Gobiidae.